GAACGAGUGCGCGAAAGUGGAGUACUUCAGCUCAUUCGGGGUGCAGCGGAGAAUGUGGAAGAAUGGGCGUUCCGUUUUCGUCGUCGGCACUAAAAUCGAGUCGCGCAAGAACCCGGAACGCGCAUUAUCCCGCUUAUAUCGGGCGAAACGGCGACAACCGCAGAGUGUUGUCAGUGGUCGGCGCUUGAAUCACCCGGGGCGGUCCUCUAAAGUCGCCCCCUUACCAUCACCGCUACCGUUACCGUCGCCACCACCGCCACCGCCGUCGUCGCCGCCGCCGCUGUCGUCGUCGUCGCGCGUGUUUGUCAUCAUUCGCGCGUAACUUCUCGCGACACGCGCGACGUCGAGAAAUUACUAUUCGUAUUACAGUCGCGUCGCGUUGUUGUUAAGCCGAUCGUCGAGUCGCGGCUCUCACUCGCUCGUGUCCGUCGAGGCCGUGCGAGAGCGAGCGAGCCGACAUCUCCCACGUAAUCGUCCGGUCGUCGCAUCAUCCUGCGAGUCCUCGCUGCCUCCUCGCGACAGGACCCACCGCGAAUCGCUACGGAGAUGCCCAUGUUGAUGCAGCCGUCGGACCUUUCGCUGGUAAGCGAGGAGACCGACAAGACGGAACUUGGAUUCGAUCGAGGCGCAUCGAUGAGCCAGCCGGAUCCGAUGCAUCAGCAGGACUCGAUGCAGAAUCGAGAGCGCAGCAAGCUGUUGCUGCGGAAGAUCAACCAGAACCGCGAGCGGGAGCGCGGAAAGGAGCGCGAUCAGGAGCGCGAGAGGUUGCAUCAGUUGCAGUCGCUCAACAAUCUGCUGCUGGACCUACCGCCGCCGCUCACGCAUCUCUCCAGUUACUCCCAAGAGGCUUCCUCGUCGCAAUCCGACAAGAACGUUAACAACACUGACGGCGACAGCGCGAUCUCGGAUAUGUUCGGACUGGGUUUGCCCCGGGGAUCGUUGAUGGGAAGCCAAUCGGCGGCGGUCGGCUCCCCGAGUUACCGUAAUUAUCAGUAUUACAGCCCAGCGCAGGGAUCUUCCUCUCAGCAGCAGCAGCAGCAGCAGCAGCAGCAGCAUGAGUGUCAUCGCAAUCACAGUUUCUGCUCAAACUCCUCGACCCUGGAUACUCCCAGCUCACCGAACUCGGUGACCGCUCCUGGCAGUCCCAGCACCCCCUGCAGCUUCACGUCGGAUCGCUACAGCUAUUCGUCCACUGCCAGCAACAGUACAAACACGCCGUCUUCGCCGACCAGCCGACCGUCGUUCCAGUAUCCCGGUACUUCGUCAUCGUCUACUGAUUCGUCAUACUACGGCCGCCCGAUACGAGGCUGCUCCACACCGUACAGCGACUGCGGCAGCCCGACGCUGGAAUUCUCUCAUCUUCUGGGAUGUAACGGCUCGCGUUCCAACUCGCCGGCUGACUCGGAAGCAAGCGGCAUCGGUAGCGCAGACGGUUCCUUAUCCGACAUAAUAAUGAACUGUUUGUCGCUGAAUUCCUCGUCGAAUUCUUGCUUCCCCCAGUCCUUGGACUCCAUAAUAUCGGGGAAGGCGAACGCGUGCCCGAGCAAUCGGACGGCGUUCGAGCGUAUGGCUGUGAAAAAGUAUUUGUCAUCGUUACAGCAGAAUCCAACAAAUCCGCAUUAUUAUCAACAUCAUCACGGGCUCGGGCAGACUCGCAGCAAUUUUCUCAAUUCUCUCUUGAACUAUGAGAAAAAUUGCUGUUCCGGCGGUCUCAAUAGCGCCGCGCGUAGGUUGGCUCAACCGGUCUCGCUCGAUCGGGUAGCACGCUCCCAUCGAAAUGCCGCUGCACAUUGUUAUCCGACAUGCACAUGGAGCGGUUUUCUUCCGCAAAGCACCGAAGAACCGGUCGCUUAUUCCCCUAAAGUGUUUCUGGGAGGAGUGCCGUGGGAUGUUACAGAAACCAUCCUGAUCUCAACGUUCAAGCAAUUCGGACCGGUCCGUGUUGAAUGGCCAGCGAAAGCACCGUCCGCUCAGCCAAAAGGAUACGCGUAUAUUAUAUUCGAAUCAGAAAAACAGGUCAGAGCGAUGUUAUCCUGUUGCACUCAUGAUAUCACCAACGGCAAGAGAUGGUAUUACAAAAUUAUCUCGAAGCGUUCCAAACCGAAAGAUGUGCAAGUGAUCCCAUGGAUCCUGGAGAAUAGCAAUUACGUCAAAUCUUCAUCGCAGAGACUCGAUGCGCAUAAAACAGUAUUCGUCGGGGCGCUACACGGGAUGCUAACGGCCGCAGGAUUAGCGAAAGUCAUGGAUGAUCUUUUCCAUGGAGUCAUUUAUGCGGGCAUCGACACGGAUAAGUAUAAAUAUCCGAUAGGAUCCGGCCGUGUUACAUUCAGUACGAAGCAGUCGUACUUCAAAGCGAUCACCGCUUCAUUCAUUGAGAUAAAGACUGACAAGUUUACGAAGAAGGUACAAGUAGAUCCGUACAUCGAAGAGUCGAUAUGCUCUGUGUGCGUCGUGCAGCAAGGACAUUAUUUCUGUCGCGACGUGGCGUGCUUCCGAUACUUCUGCCGUAGCUGCUGGCAGUGGCAACAUUCCGUGGACUCGAUGUCGCAUCAUACGCCUCUGACGCGGAACUCGAAGACAAAUCAAGUGAUAGGAUUGAAUCCGAACUUCGGAAUGAACAGCUGUCCCCGUAUGUCGAGCACGACGAUGAUCUAAAGAGCAA
Messenger RNA from Harpegnathos saltator (Jerdon's jumping ant), 2662 nucleotides. It is a transcript of the gene orb, whose product is annotated as polyadenylation element binding protein orb. The record is from RefSeq and is a predicted model, not a curated record. Gene Ontology annotation, cellular component: nucleus; neuron projection; cytoplasm. NCBI's taxonomy places the organism in Eukaryota, Metazoa, Arthropoda, Insecta, Hymenoptera, Formicidae. Gene Ontology annotation, molecular function: ribosome binding; mRNA regulatory element binding translation repressor activity; mRNA 3'-UTR binding. Bases 547 to 2655 code for a protein of 702 amino acids. Gene Ontology annotation, biological process: negative regulation of cytoplasmic translation. The transcript has 12 exons.